This is a messenger RNA of Homalodisca vitripennis (glassy-winged sharpshooter), 4798 nucleotides long. Its product is annotated as zinc finger protein 768-like. The record is from RefSeq and is a predicted model, not a curated record. The transcript has 6 exons. The coding region runs from base 216 to 2795 and encodes 859 amino acids. Gene Ontology annotation, cellular component: nucleus. Lineage: Eukaryota; Metazoa; Arthropoda; Insecta; Hemiptera; Cicadellidae. Gene Ontology annotation, molecular function: protein binding.
UAUCGGCCACAGUCUUCGUCCUUCUCUCGCGCCUCUCGCUACACGCCCGGGCCUCGCUCUCGCGCUUGCUCUCGUCUAACCCUCAGCUCUCAAACCCCACAAUGACAGAGACCACUACGUAGUGCGCGCGAAAACCAUGUCACCUGUAAAUAUUCUAUAUAACAUUUUGUGAUGUGUUCAACUUCAUAAAAUUUGUGAUAUCAACUAUUAUUAGGAUGGUGGGGCAGGAGAUGCAGAUCCGUUGGAGACAACACCAGACCGGGCUAUUGACGUAUCUGCGUCAGAUGCUGACCACGGAGCUGUUCGUGGAUGUGACGUUGUGCUGCCAACACAAGAGGUUGAAGGCACACAGGGUCCUUCUGUCCGCGUGCAGCCCGUAUCUCCAGGAACUGCUGAUGGCGCACCCCACCUCAGACCACACCACCAUCAUCCUGGACGAUAUAGCUUACGAGGACAUGAAGUCUUUGUUGGACUUCGUAUACACGGGAGGAGUAACUGUCCCCGAGGAAAGACUGCCGUCCUUCUUGGAGGCGGCGCAGAUCCUCCAGAUCACGGUUCUGACGAACAAGAGCCUCCAUCAGCAACUGCCCACCAAGAACAUCCCACCACUCAUCAAAGUGCACCAGGACCGAGCCUUCUCCUUCCAGAGUUGCCGGCAAAUGUACAAAGACCCUGAUCCUUUUGUGAGAAAAGAAAACGGUUAUAAACACGAAUUUGAGGCGACGUUCCACGAGCCAAUGGAUCAAGAUCGGUUGAGUACUUCCGUCACAAAUGAGCCUAAUCCACCCUCAGAGAAUAUGGGAUACAAACUAAAGACUGAACAAAAAGUACUUGUGAAAGAUCAAGACCUCGCACCUGAAAGUAAUUUGAAAAAUAUACAAGGUCUUGGAAGUCCGGUCACGGAAUACAAGCCUUUCAUUCACAGUCCUCAUCAGCUCUCUCCGAUUCCAAGACCCGAACUCAAUCAAAGUAUUGUGAGUAAAUGCGAGACGUCGUCCUCAGGAUCGUCUCCGAGCCCGGACAACAUGGACUUCCAGUGGGUCAGACCUCUGCCGUCUCUCAUGCCUAUCUCGGCCAGUGCAGUCCUGAGUCAGCGCAGACCUACCGGCCAGGCGCAGAAGCAUCCCAGGAAACUAGGGGGGAUACUGACUCCGUCCCCCUGGUCCCAGAAUGGACGACCACAAGCUGGAGCCCCUCGUGUGAUUCGAAGCCCGAGCAGAUGUGCUGAAAGAAGCAGUCAACACGAGGACUUGGACCAUCCAGAUGGCAGAUUCAUGUCAUCUCCCAGUUAUCCGCUUUCGGACACAAACGGGGUCAUUCCCGGGUCUCCCCGUCUCCAUGACACUUCCUCUCGUAGUGAUGGAGAUUCCUCUUCCGAGCCACCCUCCUCACUGAGGGAGAACGACGAGAACCGCCCCGACGUCGUGAAGCUGUGUCGCCUCAAGGAGCGUCGACUCCACGAGUUCUACCGGGAGCAGAUGCUGAGCAACGGAGCGCCUCUGGCACUGCCUCCCGAGGAUACGACUGAUCUGUCCUUCAAGGCACCACUCCUUCUGGACAAAAUCCACCGCUACAGCGAGCAGCCCUUCAACUUUCCCAACAAGCUGCAUCACAUCUCUAGGAUUCUGGGGGCGGACAACGGUGUGGGCUAUCAAGCGGAAAUCAAUCCCCUCCACGGUCUCAAGACUUUGGCGAGCCUCUUGGAGGACAGCUCCAACUCUAACGGCUCCACCGGUAUACAGAGACGGAAAUCGCUCUCCUGUUCCGAUCUCACAGAGGACGCCUCGAGGAACGACUCGAACAACAACGAAGGCUCCGUGGCCGCCGGGGAAGUCCACAGGUGUGCUGAGUGCGGCAGAACUUGUGAGAGCCUCCAACAGUUACUGCAGCACCAGCAGAGUCCGGAGUGCCUGGCAUGUGGUGUCUGUGGCAAACAGUUCUCCCAGAGGAGUCAGUGGACCGCCCACCAGAAGCUACACGAGGAAGCCCGCCCCGAGCACGCCUGUACACACUGUACUAAGACCUUCGUCACAAGAGCAUCACUCAAGGUACACAUGCGGACCCAUACGGGCGAGAAGCCGUUCCACUGUUUGGAGUGUGGGAAACAGUUCAGCCAACUACGCAACUACAAGUAUCACCGGUCAGUCCACGAGGGUACCAGAGAAUUUGCGGCGACGUGUCCAGAGUGCGGUAAAUACUUCAACGACCGCGGAUACCUCAGCUCUCAUAUGAAGAUACACAGAAAUCGAAAGGAGUACGGAUGUGAGUAUUGCGGGAAGAGUUUCAACCAGCGGGUGGCGUACAACAUGCACGUCCGGAUCCACACGGGGGAGAAGCCUCAUGUCUGCCAACAUUGCAACAAGUGUUUCUCCCGCAAGAUGUUGCUGAAGCAGCACCUGCGCAUCCACACGGGAGAGAAGCCCUUCACGUGCGUCGUCUGCCAGAAAGCUUUCGCUGACCGUUCCAACAUGACUCUACACAUGCGCCUGCACUCCGGUGUCAAACCGUACACUUGCAGUGUGUGCAACAAGUCCUUCACCAAGAAGCAUCAUCUGAAGACUCAUAUGAACUAUCACACAGGAGUCAAGCCGUACGCGUGUUCCAAAUGUGGACUGCGCUUCAGUCAGAGCUCCAACAUGAGAACACACUUCAAGAAGUGCUCCUCAACCGCCUUCCCAGAGCUGCCCACACCUCCCUCCAGCGUCACUUCCCCUCUACCACUCAACAUGGCUGUCACCCCUCCUGUCUCUGAUGAAUCGUCUUGUACUGGCAGUAUCAUCAAGGGUAACGCGUAGAGUAUUCGUGUUAUAGUGUUUGCUUUUUGUAUGUAUUCAAUUUACUUUGUAUGGACUUUUCCGUAUACUGUCCAAUAUUAAUGUUUAAACGAGUUUGUUUAGGCCAUUUUUUUACAUUCAUGAACGCAUCAAUUUUUUACUAAGUUAAAUAUUUUAUUUUUGAUAUAGCCUAUAACAGAUUUAUUUGGAAUAAUGAUUGUGUAGAUAUUGUACAAACUGAAAACAGUACAAACAAGUUUAAAAAAUAAAAUUUAGUUGUUGAAAAAAUGUACGAUUAUAUUCUUUGCAUCUAAAUUAUCAUAGUCUAUGACUCAUUGUGAUAUGGUACAGAAUAGUUGACAAAUACUCAUAAUCUUUUGCAAAGUAAACUGUAGAUUUAAGAUUUGUAGAAACGAAGAGUUUUAUAGUUAUGAUUGCUCAACUCUCGUUGAAAAUAGACGUUAUAUUAGUCUUAGAAGUUUUUUUUAUUAAGUUUAAUCAAAAGAAAUAAAAACAAAACGGGCUUGUACAUAUGUUAGUAGCCCCAUUUUGAGUCUUGCCAUGUUUCUAGUCAAAAAUGUAUCGAAAACCGUCUAACGGUGACUUGAGUGCUACCGCCCAUGUUAGUGUUUUAGUACAUUGCCAGUAGAUGUUACAUACUCAUUAGGUUAAGCUUAUGGCAUGCUGUCACUGACGCUGCCACUAGAGUUAGUUUUUUUCAUGUCUAGGUGUGUCUCGGCUUAGAUAAUUCGGAUUGAUAAGUUUUAAUACACAAGUCAAUAUGUUUACAAUUCCAUAAAAAAAAUCUGUUACAUAAAAUCGUAUUUGUAACCUUAAUUUUUACAUUGCUAUAGUCGAGUUUAUUUUCUCGAAUAUAAAUAAUUUUUACGUUACCAAAAAUACGACUGUUUUUUGUUUAGAUUUGUGCACAUUCCUGUGCAUAUACAAUCUCUGUAAGUUCAAAUGAUCAUAAAAUGAAUAAUUGUCAAAGAAAUAGUAGGAGUAAUAAAAACUGUAAACGAAGCUUUCUAUUAGCCCGCAAAAACAAAUAGAACUGUACAAUAAACUCUUUAAAAGUAUCCACGAAGAGACUCGUAGCGCAAGUUACUAAUGCUUCUUCAAAAUGAGGGAUUGGACUAGUGAUAUUUCCUCAAAGAGAAUUUUAUUUUAAUUUUCCAAAGAUAAAAGUUUGCUUUUGUAAUACAUCUUCCUGGCUGAAAUAUUUUCUCAAAGUUAGAGCUCGUUCUCAUAAUAUUCUCCGUAGUGGAAGUUAUGUUUUUUUUAUACUUCACUAUGACGGGUUUAUUCCCCUCAUACUACUAAAAAUACAAUGAUUUGUUUACCUUUACUUCCUUAAAGUUGAAGGAGAGUUGUACUUAUCUAAGAUGGAAUCGUUUUCCCAUUAUACCUCCUAUUUCUUUCAGUUUCCUUCCUCAAAGAUGAGAGAUUGUUCUAGUAAUAAGCUUUAAAAUCUGAGGUUUAUAAAAUCGUUUUAAAAAUCCAUAUGUGACGCUAAUAUAAUCAUGACAAAGUUUGCUCAGUGAUCUUAUCUGGUCUACUGACACAGCUAUAUUUAUGCGUACAUAUGGCUGAGUAUGUUGCAAGCUUUUUAUACAUUGCCUUUUUACAUGCUAUUUUUGUUAUUUAGUAACUUGAAAAAUGGCGUACAUUCAUAAUAGGCAUACUAGUAAAUUUCACAUUUCACAUGAAUGAUAUAGACAAGUAGACCUUAUAUAUCAACUACAUGAUUUAUGAGUUCAGCCUUGAUGCAUAGUAGUGUAUGACCUCCAUACCGCUACAGGAAUGAUUGUCAGUUAUCUAAGCCGGAGAUCGCAACACGGGACAUCACGCUUGUCUUCCAUUUACUGAUCAUGUUUUAUUCCAACAUAUAGCCAUAUUUAUUGUUUAAAUAUUUAUUGUUGUGUUUUAACGCAGUCUAAUCAUUGUUAAUUGUUUAUUUUUCACUACAUUGUAAAUGUGCGUUGUUGAUUUAUCAGAUUAAAUAUUAUUUGUUAUACCAUCUA